This is a messenger RNA of Platichthys flesus (European flounder), 3237 nucleotides long. RefSeq names its product tumor protein p63 (gene tp63). The record is from RefSeq and is a predicted model, not a curated record. The transcript is spliced from 14 exons. Gene Ontology annotation, molecular function: DNA-binding transcription factor activity, RNA polymerase II-specific; RNA polymerase II cis-regulatory region sequence-specific DNA binding; protein binding. NCBI's taxonomy places the organism in Eukaryota, Metazoa, Chordata, Actinopteri, Pleuronectiformes, Pleuronectidae. The coding region runs from base 16 to 2034 and encodes 672 amino acids. Gene Ontology annotation, cellular component: nucleus. Gene Ontology annotation, biological process: regulation of transcription by RNA polymerase II; protein tetramerization; apoptotic process.
GUUUGGCAUGACAACAUGAAUUCACCUUACACAGCUGUGCAGUAUUCUCCAGAGUUUCCCUUGUAUCGACCCAGGGACCCGUCCUCCCGUUUGUCCUGGAGAGAGAGCUCGUUCCUCACCACCAUGUCCCAGAACCAGUCAGCACAGACAACUGAGUUCUUCAGCCAAGAUGUAUUCAACCAGCUGUUUGAUAUGCUGGACCAAUCUGCCAUUCAUUCAGUCCAGCCCAUAGAGCUGAACUUCACAGACAGUCCAACAGAUGGGUCUACAGGAAACACCAUCCAGAUCAGUAUGGACUGUAUCACCAUGCACAAGCCUGAAGAGACACUUUCAUCACAGUACACAAACCUGGGGCUCCUGAACAGCAUGGAUCAGAACAUUCAGAACGGCGGCUCAACCUCCACCAGCCCCUACAACAACGACCAUGCACAGAACAACGUGACAGCCCCAUCGCCCUACGCCCAGCCCAGCUCCACCUUCGACGCCAUGUCUCCCUCACCGGCAAUCCCAUCCAACACAGAUUACGCUGGCACUCACACUUUUGAUGUGUCCUUCCAGCAGUCUAGUACGGCAAAGUCUGCCACCUGGACGUACUCAACAGAACUGAAGAAGUUAUACUGCCAGAUUGCCAAGACAUGUCCCAUUCAGAUCAAAGUCCUGACCAACCCACCCCAGGGUGCUGUGAUCAGAGCCAUGCCUGUUUACAAGAAAGCCGAACAUGUGACCGAAGUGGUAAAGCGCUGCCCGAACCACGAGCUCAGCCGCGAGUUCAACGAUGGUCAGAUCGCUCCUCCCAGCCAUCUGAUUCGCGUGGAGGGAAACAGCCACGCCCAGUACUUGGAGGACACCAUCACUGGAAGACAGAGUGUAUUUGUUCCUUAUGAACCUCCCCAGGUUGGAACAGAAUUCACCACGAUCUUGUACAACUUCAUGUGCAACUCAAGCUGCGUGGGUGGAAUGAACAGACGCCCAAUUCUCAUCAUUGUCACUCUGGAAACCAGAGACGGUCAGGUAUUAGGCCGACGGUGCUUCGAGGCCAGGAUUUGCGCCUGCCCGGGCCGAGACCGCAAGGCGGACGAGGACAGCAUCCGCAAGCAGCAUGUAACAGACGCCACAAAGAGCAAUGACGGUACGAAACGCCCUUUCCGCCAGGUUUCCCAUGGCAUACAGAUGUCUACUAUCAAGAAGAGAAGAUCCACAGACGAGGAGGUGUUCUGUUUGCCUAUUAAAGGCCGUGAAAUUUAUGAGAUUUUGGUAAAAAUUAAAGAGUCUCUGGAGCUCAUGCAGUUCCUUCCACAACACACCAUAGAAUCAUACCGGCAGCAGCAGCAAAACCUACUCCAGAAACAGACCUCGAUGCAGUCUCAGCCCUCCUACGGCUCCGGCUCCCCUACUCACGGAAAAGUCAACAAGCUGCCCUCUGUCAGCCAGCUCAUCAACCCGCAGCAGCGUAACACACUCACCCCGUCCAGCAUGUCUGGAGGCCUGACUGACAUGACUCCCAUGAUGGGCAAUCACAUCCCCAUGAACGCUGACAUGAGUUCAUUGAGCCCCACACAUGCACUGCAGCAACAGCUCCCCCUGGUGCCUUCCUCCCACUGUACCCCCCCUCCUCCAUACCCCAUGGACAGCAGCAUCUCCAGCUUCCUUAUACGGCUGGGCUGCGCAGGCUGCUUGGACUACUUCACAGCACAAGGCCUAACCAACAUCUACCAGAUUGAGAACUAUAACAUGGAGGACCUGUCCAGGAUGAAGAUCCCUGUGGAGUUCCAGCACAUCAUCUGGAAGGGCAUCAUGGAGCACCGACAGGCCAUGGAUUUUUCCCCACCUCCCCACAUAGUGCGCACCACCAGCGGGGCCUCCUCCGUCAGCAUGGGCUCCUCCGAGGCCCGGGGCGAGCGCGUCAUUGACGCAGUGCGCUUCACCCUGCGCCAGACCAUCUCCUUCCCACCACGCGACGAGUGGUCUGACUUUUCCUUCGACCUGGAUUCUCGCCGCAACAAACAGCAGCGCAUCAAGGAGGAGGGCGAGUGAGGCGACCCGCGUCCUCUUCUCAAUUCCCCCCAAAUCUCACCUCGCGCCUGCUGUUGGAACAUUUCAUUUGAAAACCCUGGUUUCAGUGCAAAAACCUGCUGAGAACAAAAUACAUAUUCACAUCGAGAUGCACUUAUUUCCAUUGUUGUUCUGGUUCUCGUAGUCGCAGAAAAGAAUGGCGUCGAGCAAAGGCGCAUUUUAUUAUGUUCUGGUCUCUUGAGAGCACUUAGGAAAUGCUGAGGAUUUCAAGAUGAUUGCUUUGAGCUUGUGUUAAGUGUCCGUGAUUCAUUCCCAUGUUAAAGCAUGACUGGAAACAAACGUUGCAUUAAAGGGCUUAUUAGGGCUUGUAUUUCUGCUAUGGGCCGUAGCAAAAGUGUAUUUUACUCUGUCAUACUUUUCAAGUUUUCACAUAUGGCUGUACGAGUUAGUCGAGUACACUGGUUUUCAUGUGUGGCAGAAGUCAGCAUUGAUUGUAAACAUUUCAAACAUUUCCUGUCAGAAGUAUUAUGUCAGUUGAUGGGCAAUCUGUUUUCUACUGUAGCUUCUUUAUUUUGCUUUUCUUAUGUCUGUUGUGAGACCAAUGCAUCACCUUGCUGUGUCAGGUUGUGAAGUGUGUGUGCUUAAGUGACAGAUGGUCGUUCAUUUGAUGUAGCCAUAUAUAGGCCUAAUGCUCUUGACCCAGUGUUUUACAGUACGUUGAUACUAUGACUGAUGUUGUUUGUUCCUUGUUUUACUGCUGUGCAAAAGUGGUUGAGUGAGAAAGAGCAGACCUUUGUUUCUUGCAGCGGGUGCCUAACACAAGUAUUUCUGUUUUUUAUUCAUAAACCAUGUUUUGGUAGAGGUUUACUUCAUUUUAUAACUGGCCAAAACCUAUGAUAUAGAUGUAUAUAAAUUUGUAUAGUUCUUUUAUGAAAGUCUCCCUAAAGAAAAUGACAUGGUUUUCAUCAUGGAAAAAAGCACACUGAUGUGAAUAUUCCCUGGAAGCUUCAUCGGCGAGGACACGGUUUGUAUGAGCUCUGACGGGUGCGUACUGUAUGCGUGUAGCCUGAAUUAGCUCGCAGCCGAUUUUCAACAUGGUUUCAAUUAGCGAGCAUUUGCAUUUUCAUAUUUUUGUACAAUGUAUUGUAAAUAUGUUGCAAUAUACUGUGGGUAUUUUGAUAUAAAUCUGAAAUAAAUAUCCAUACUUGCUGAAUUGCAUUUUAA